UGAAUCACUUCAGGAAUAUGAGGGACUAGAUACUUUGAUGUGCUAUCAUCUUUCCGACGGCGGUGUAUGAAUUCAUCCGAUCCGUGCUUCGGCUGGCGUUGCAAGUAGUUCCGGUGAAUUAACGGCGGAGUGAAGUCAGGAGAGCGGGUCCCUUCGGGUCUCACCAACCGACUCGAGUCAGACGCCGACGUCGGGCCGAGGCGUUCGUCUUGACAGUCGGAUGACCACAGCAGCGGCGAGUGACACGCCUGACGAGCACUCGGCAUGCGGCCCCGGUGGUGACAGGAAGCAGACGCCAACCGGGAGCUUUUGUCGUCGAGUCACGUUGGGAAGUGCAGGACAGCCACAGUCUGGAGCUUCCGAGCCGGCGUGCAAAAAUUAAAACCCGGUUCGUGUGCACUCAUCACGAUGUGAUCCAAGGUUGCAGCACCUCAACUAUUCACUGAGUCCAUCAGGAGAGUGCCCAUACAGCAAGGUCGCGAAGCUGUCCACCUUAUUUUCGAUCCGGUUCUCCCAACACCAUGACCUCUGAACUGGAAAGUAGCCUGACCUCAAUGGAUUGGCUUCCGCAGCUCGGCAUCAGGGCGGCCAUUCAGAAGACCGACAGAGAUGUCGGGGGACUUUACCACGGUCACUAUCAUGGACAUCACCACCACCACAAUCACCAUCCUGGUCUCCAACGUGGACAUCACGGGCCCGGAAAGAAAAUCACCCAGCUGGACCCUGGAGCAGCUUUGGACCAGGAGGAAAAUAGUCAACAAAGAGACGGUAAACCUCCAUACAGCUACGCAAGCCUCAUCACCUUCGCCAUCAAUGGCUCGCCUCGCAAACGCAUGACUCUCAGUGAGAUCUACCAGUGGAUCUGUGACAACUUCCCUUAUUACAGAGAGGCAGGCAGUGGCUGGAAGAAUUCAAUACGACAUAACCUGUCCUUGAACAAGUGUUUUCUGAAAGUGCCUCGCUCCAAAGAUGACCCUGGCAAAGUAAGUCACUCUCCAACAUGGCCGCCGAAAAAAAAAAGGUCUGCUAAAUAUGCGUCAACCCCUUACAGCUUGGAGUCGGAGUCUCUGCGAAUGGACUGCAUCAUGUCAGGUGGAGCGUCUCCCACUCUGGCCAUCAAUACGGUGACAAACAAGGUAGCACUGUACAGCCCGGAAGCAGACGACUGUGAAAGUCCCGGCAGCCUGAGCAACAGUCUCUCUGAGCAGAGCUUGACAUCUGUCAAUCUGAACAACUUGAACUCUACUGUGAGCAGUGGCGGAAGCUUGCACAGCUACACACCGGUUAGCAGUCACUCCGAGCCUUCGUCCCAGUCCCUGAGUCUUCAGCAGCCCACCCAGCCCACGCGGCCUCCCCCUCCUCCUGCGCAACCCCAGUACGCUCUGCCCGUGCCAGAGUCACGAGACAAGCACAUCUGCUUCUCGGACUUCGAGGACCUGAGCGCGUCCUUCCGAAGCCUGUACAAGUGUGUCUUUGAGCAGUCGUUCUCGCAGCAAGCUUUGAUGGUUAUGCCCGGGGACUCGAACCAUCCGACUCGGACAGCCUGCUCUUAUCAGCACUCACCGGGCACAGGGAAUGGCGGCGGCACAGCGGGUGGCAGCCACCAUCAUCAACACAACCAUCACCACGCCCACCACCCUCAGCAUCACCUGUCCACCCAUGGCCAGCACCCAUCUCUCUCCCAUCAGACUCACAGUGGACAGAGCUGCCCCACGACAGGCAUGACUUCAGAUUGGUACCCAAACCUGGACUGGCUGAAGGAAAGUUGCCGCAUCGCCACCAGCUACAAUUGGGCUGAUGUAGACCUCUCUCCAUUUCAUGGCCUGAAGGAGAGCAUGCGUCAAGCCGAGCUUAACAACUGGUCCCUGGAUGCCUCUCAGAUAGCUGACCUGUGUUCGUCCGUCAACCAGUUCUUCACGGCCACGGGCGUCAUCCCCGCACAGGGCACCGCCCUCUCCCAACCUCAGGUCGCACACCCAGCGGCGCCCAGGGCGCCGCAGCACCCAGCUCAGCCGCACGGCGCCAUGCAACCCAAGGCCAGCCAGCACAAUCAACACGGUCAACUCCUUCGAACUGGGAACAUGUACAUGGACUCCAGACAGAACGUUCCAUCUCUGAUGGGCCCACCUGGAUACCCCCACAUGCCCCCCAUUAGCAGCACAGCUCCCACCAUGACGGUGGACUCCUCCAUCACACUCAUACCAGGCCAUCACAGCCAGCAGCAGCAGCAGCAGCAACAGCGGCGGCAGCACAUGUUGCCUCCGGGACACUUCCAGGUAAGACGCAUGCUGGCUAGCGACGACAUCCAGGACGACUUCGACUGGGACUCCAUUGUGUGAACAGGAAGUCAGAGACAUGCAGCGAUGACGAUAACAGAGGUAUGAGACUGGCCCAUCCAAAAAAAAAAAAACAAAAAACAAAAAAAACACUGAAGACACUGGAGACAAUCAGUUACCGAGUGGACCAAGUUGUAAAUUGACACUAAUCGAAUCGUCUUAUCGUGAGUUGCCCCUCCCUCGUGCUGACGUGUGACAGGAGUCAAAACAUUGUCUGUGAAAUGUUUGCUUUUGUUUUGUUGCAUUUAGUACCAAGGACUGUGUGGGACACCC
Messenger RNA from Hippocampus comes (tiger tail seahorse), 2609 nucleotides. RefSeq names its product forkhead box protein J3-like. The transcript is spliced from 12 exons. The record is from RefSeq and is a predicted model, not a curated record. Gene Ontology annotation, biological process: regulation of transcription by RNA polymerase II. Gene Ontology annotation, cellular component: nucleus. NCBI's taxonomy places the organism in Eukaryota, Metazoa, Chordata, Actinopteri, Syngnathiformes, Syngnathidae. Gene Ontology annotation, molecular function: RNA polymerase II cis-regulatory region sequence-specific DNA binding; DNA-binding transcription factor activity, RNA polymerase II-specific. Bases 522 to 2339 code for a protein of 605 amino acids.